Messenger RNA from Auxenochlorella protothecoides, 984 nucleotides. RefSeq lists its product as hypothetical. The transcript is spliced from 8 exons. The record is from RefSeq and is a predicted model, not a curated record. NCBI's taxonomy places the organism in Eukaryota, Viridiplantae, Chlorophyta, Trebouxiophyceae, Chlorellales, Chlorellaceae. The coding region runs from base 1 to 984 and encodes 327 amino acids.
AUGACCGACCCGGAGCAUGCCACGUGGGAUCUGUACCUCAUAUACUACGGCAGCAACCCUGCUAAGAGCUGUCCACUCUGCACAAAGGUGUUUGCCGGCCAGGGCGCCAAAUGGCGGCUGGCCUGGCGAUUCACUCUACACUCCGACUGGCAGCUCAUCCGGAAAGCAUACAAGAGUGCGGAGGGGGUUGUGUGCACGGCCAUCUCCUUCAUAGAUGAUGACCUUGAGGUGGCCGGUGGGGAGGUCCUGAACACAGCCCUCGCCGUGUUUGAAGCCUUUGACCUGCUCAUUGCCCAGCCCAGCGUCUGCAACGAGCCUGGGUCCUGGACGCCGUACCGCGCGCUGUUCACCGUGCGCUCCAUGGUGCUGCGCUACGUGAACAUGGUGGAGAUCAUGGCCCCCAUCUUCGAGAUGGAACUGUUCGAUCGCAUGGUGCGCCCCACCCUCUUCGACGCCUACUUUGGCUGGGGCCUGGACUGGCUGUGGCCCGCCCUGCUUUCCUACCCCCCGGACAAGGUGGCCGUGAUCGACGAGGUGUGCGUGUACCACCCCAAGACGGACCGGAAGAACAGCGCCCUCUACAAGCUGGAAGCCCCCAUGACCGCAAGGGAGGAGGCCAACCUGCACAUCACGGAGUGGGGCUGGUCGCCGGAGGGCAGGGCAGUGCGGGGCUUCUCCUCGUACUCCUGCGACGUGAUCAGCGAGGUGGCGCGGCCCUCACCUAUCGCAGCACCCAACCUGUCAAACUUCCUGCCCGGCAACAACACCAUGCCCUCCAUCGUCGCGGGUGGCAUCAAGCACUGGCUGACGCGCAAGGAGCCCUUCCGCCUCUCCAGCGUGCGUGUGUGGAGCGACCUUGGGCUGAACCAGCUGGGUCUGCUGGUCAGGACGAUCCCUGUAUUCAUCGUGGGGGCUGGCAUCGCGUCUGUAAUGCUGUACAGGAAGAAACGAAGGAGCGUCAAGCGCAAAAUCACCCUGGGCUGA